AUGGACAAUAGUGGCAACCACACGGCGACCAAAAUCCUAGCGACUCCUCCGUCCAGAGAAAGCCUGUCUGCCAGGAGCAACAUGAUCAGCACGCCCCAGCCACUCGCCUUCUCCAUUGAGCGCAUCAUGGCGCGGACUCCAGAGCCCCGCUCCAUCCCCGUCCCGCAGCUCCUCCAUGGCUCCGUGGCCAAAGGCGACCCCAAGCAUCCGCUGCACCUCAACUCCUCCAUCCCCUGCAUGAUCCCCUUUGUCCCGGUGGCGUACGACACUCUGCCCAAAGCGGCGGUGGCUGGAGCGGAACCCAGGAAGGCUCACUUAGAUUCCUCUUCCUCGCCCACCUUUAGCUGCGGCGAUCUCUUGAACUGUGCCCUGAGCUUGAAAGGAGAUUUCCCCCGCGAUGCCCUGCCCUUGCAGCAGUACAAACUGGUAAGACCCCGAGUGGUCAAUCACUCCUCCUUCCACGCCAUGGGAGCCCUGUGCUAUUUCAACCGAGGCGACGGCCCCUGUCACCCGUCCUCCAGUGUCAACAUCCACCCGGUGGCUUCUUAUUUCCUCAGCUCUCCCUUGCACCCGCAGCCUAAGGCUUACCUGGCGGAGCGGAACAAGCUGGUGCUGCCGACCGUGGACAAGUACCCGGCGGGGGUGGCCUUCAAGGACUUAUCGCAGGCUCAGUUGCAGCAUUACAUGAAAGAAAGUGCUCAGAUCCUCUCGGAAAAAAUCGCCUAUAAGACCUCGGAGUUCAGCCGCGGCUCCCCGAGCAGCAAGCCCAAAGUUUUCACGUGUGAAGUUUGUGGAAAGGUAUUUAAUGCACAUUAUAACUUAACGCGCCAUAUGCCGGUGCACACGGGAGCCAGACCCUUUGUUUGCAAAGUUUGCGGGAAGGGCUUCAGACAGGCGAGCACGCUCUGCCGGCACAAGAUCAUCCACACCCAGGAAAAGCCACACAAGUGCAACCAGUGCGGCAAAGCUUUUAACCGGAGCUCGACCCUGAACACGCACACGCGAAUACACGCCGGCUAUAAACCAUUUGUCUGUGAAUUUUGUGGCAAAGGAUUUCACCAGAAAGGCAAUUACAAAAACCACAAGCUGACUCACAGCGGGGAGAAGCAGUUCAAGUGCAAUAUCUGCAACAAGGCUUUUCACCAGGUGUACAAUCUGACCUUCCACAUGCACACCCACAACGACAAGAAGCCCUUCACCUGCCCCACCUGCGGCAAAGGCUUCUGCAGGAACUUUGACCUCAAGAAACACGUCCGUAAGCUGCAUGACAGCGCCCUGGGACUGCCCCGGUCCCCCGCCGACCUGGGGGGGCCCGACCCGCGGCCUCCACCCGGGGCGCUGCUGCAGGGCCCGCCGCCGCUCCAGCCGUGA
Messenger RNA from Hirundo rustica (Barn swallow), 1371 nucleotides. It is a transcript of the gene FEZF1, whose product is annotated as FEZ family zinc finger 1. The transcript has 4 exons. NCBI's taxonomy places the organism in Eukaryota, Metazoa, Chordata, Aves, Passeriformes, Hirundinidae. The coding region runs from base 1 to 1371 and encodes 456 amino acids. The record is from RefSeq and is a predicted model, not a curated record.